Messenger RNA from Phyllostomus discolor (pale spear-nosed bat), 1098 nucleotides. RefSeq names its product signal-regulatory protein beta-1-like. Gene Ontology annotation, cellular component: plasma membrane. The transcript is spliced from 4 exons. Gene Ontology annotation, biological process: positive regulation of phagocytosis; positive regulation of T cell activation. The annotation marks the transcript as partial. NCBI's taxonomy places the organism in Eukaryota, Metazoa, Chordata, Mammalia, Chiroptera, Phyllostomidae. The record is from RefSeq and is a predicted model, not a curated record.
UUCCCUCCAGGAGGGGCAGGUGAGGAGCUGCGGGUGAUUCAGCCUGACAAGUCAGUGGCAGUGGCAGCAGGAGAGACGGCCACUGUGAGCUGCACCAUGACCUCCAUUUCCCCUGUGGGGCCUGUCAUGUGGUUCAGGGGGACAGGGCCAGGCCGGGAGUUAAUCUAUAGUCAACAAGGAGGCCACUCCCUCCGAGUAACAAGUGCUGCAGACACCACGAGGAAAAACAACACGGACUUUUCCAUCCGCAUCAGCGACAUCACCCCAGCAGACACUGGCACCUACUACUGUGUGAAGUUCCGCAAAGGAAGCCCUAACACAGAGCUCAGGUCUGGAGCAGGCACUCGGCUCACCGUGAGUGCCCAACCCUCUCCCCCUGUGGUGUCAGCCCCUGUGGUCAGGGCCACACCUGGGCAGACAGUGAGCUUCACCUGCAAGUCCCAUGGCUUCUCCCCCAGGAGCAUCGUCCUGAGAUGGUUCAAAGAUGGGAAUGAGCUCCCAGCCUCCCAGCCCACUGUGGACCCAGAGGGAGACAGCCCUUCCUACAGCAUCUCCAGCACAGCCAAGGUGAAGCUUGCCCUGGGAGAUGUCCACUCCCAGGUCAUCUGUGAGGUGGCCCACAAGACUCCAAAUGGAGACACUACACUUCGUGGGACUGCCAGCCUGUCUGAGAUCAUUCGAGUUCCACCCACCUUGGAGGUUUCCCAACACACUGUGUCAGAGAACCAGGGAACCAUCAUCAUCUGCCAGGUGAAGAACUUCUACCCCCAACACCUACAGCUGAGCUGGUUGGAGAAUGGAAACACGUCCCGAACAGAAACAGCCUGGAUCCAGGUAGAGAACAAGGAUGGGACCUUCAACUGGAGGAGCUGUCUCCUAGUGAAUUCAUCUGCCCUCAGAGAGGCCGUGGUACUCACCUGUCUGGUGCAGCAUGAUGGGCAGCUGCCCGUCAGCAGGAACUUCACACUGGAGGCUCAGCAGAAGGAAAAAGGCCCACAGACGUCUACCACUAUUUUUGUGGUGUUCCUCCUGGGUCUCAAGACUCUGCUGGUGACGAGUUUCACAGUCACCUACAUCCACAGGUGGUGGAACCAGUAA